Neogale vison (American mink) is the source of this 804-nucleotide messenger RNA. RefSeq names its product BCL2 associated X, apoptosis regulator (gene BAX). Gene Ontology annotation, molecular function: protein heterodimerization activity; protein homodimerization activity; channel activity. Gene Ontology annotation, cellular component: mitochondrial outer membrane. The record is from RefSeq and is a predicted model, not a curated record. Gene Ontology annotation, biological process: release of cytochrome c from mitochondria; extrinsic apoptotic signaling pathway in absence of ligand; intrinsic apoptotic signaling pathway in response to DNA damage. NCBI's taxonomy places the organism in Eukaryota, Metazoa, Chordata, Mammalia, Carnivora, Mustelidae. The coding region runs from base 61 to 639 and encodes 192 amino acids. The transcript has 6 exons.
AGGGGCGUGCUGCGGCCGCCCGGGCGGACCCGGCGAGAGGCGGCGGCGGGAGCGGCGGUGAUGGACGGGUCCGGGGAGCAACCCAGAGGCGGGGGGCCCACCAGCUCUGAGCAGAUCAUGAAGACAGGGGCCCUUUUGCUUCAGGGUUUCAUCCAAGAUCGAGCAGGGCGAAUGGGGGGAGAGACACCCGAGCUGGCCCUUGAGCAGGCGCCACAAGAUGCAUCCACCAAGAAGCUGAGCGAGUGUCUCAAGCGCAUCGGAGAUGAACUGGACAGUAACAUGGAGUUACAGAGGAUGAUCGCAGCUGUGGACACAGACUCCCCCCGCGAGGUCUUUUUCCGAGUGGCAGCUGAAAUGUUUUCUGAUGGCAACUUCAACUGGGGUCGGGUCGUUGCCCUCUUCUACUUUGCCAGCAAACUGGUGCUCAAGGCCCUGUGUACCAAGGUGCCCGAGUUGAUCAGGACCAUCAUGGGCUGGACACUGGACUUCCUUCGAGAGCGACUGCUGGGCUGGAUCCAGGACCAGGGUGGUUGGGAUGGCCUCCUCUCCUACUUUGGGACACCUACGUGGCAGACAGUGACCAUCUUUGUGGCUGGAGUGCUCACUGCAUCACUCACCAUCUGGAAAAAGAUGGGCUGAGGCCACCAGCUGCCUUGGACUGUGUCUUUUCUGCAUAAAUUAUGGCAUUUUUCCGGGAGGGGUGGGAUUGGGGGUCAUGGGCAUUUUUCUUACUUUUGUAAUUAUUGGGGUGGGGGGCAUGGGGAGGAGUGGUCUGGGGGGGCAAUAAACCUCUUUCAGGCCACA